Molecule: messenger RNA, 2068 nt
Organism: Sphaeroforma arctica JP610
Lineage: Eukaryota; Ichthyosporea; Ichthyophonida
Exons: 2
Coding region: 1-2067 (688 amino acids)
Biological process (GO): response to endoplasmic reticulum stress; protein folding
Cellular component (GO): endoplasmic reticulum
Molecular function (GO): protein disulfide isomerase activity
Source: RefSeq, a predicted model, not a curated record
AUGAAUGCGUGUAUCAUGCCAAUAGGUGAGGCAAAGGAACCCGAGGAGUACAACGGCGGUCGCGGUAUCCGCGAACUGACCGAGUUCCUGACUGCGAAAGGGUUUGCACCGGACGAAUUCAGUGAGUUGGAGAUGAUGGCUGGCUUGGAUCUACCAGAGCCAGACGAACACAAUGUAUACCACCUGAACGACGACAAUUUCGACGACUUCAUUGACGACCAUGAUAUAGUUCUGGUGGCCUUUACAGCCGCGUGGUGUGGACAUUGCAAAAAGCUCCACCCGGAAUGGAAUGAAGCUGCUAAGUACCUGGCAAAGGAAAACUCAGAAGCCAAACUGGCCUGGAUCGACGCCGCAAAGAACAAGGAGAUUGCUGACGACUAUGAUAUUACAUCAUAUCCCACCCUCAAAUACUUCCGCCACGGGAUAGAGUCCGAUUACCAUCUGGGCACCGAAACGAUAGAGAUAGUCAGCUUCCUUUCCCAACAGAGCGGGCCUCCGGCUAUGCCUAUCGACAGCGUAAAGGAGUACGACGAUGUUGUGACGAUUAACAAUGUGGUGACGUUCGGUGUGUUCAGUGACCUCGACAGUGAGGAGGCGCAGGUGUUCGUAGAGUUGGCUGCGGGUUCCAUCGGAAAAUUCUGUAUCACCAAGAAUGCCGGGGUCAAGGAAAAACUAGGUUUAUCCCCGGAUGUGGAGCAAGCGGUGGUGCUGAUUAAAAACUUUGAUGACGGGCGGGCUGAAUACGAUGGGGCGCUCGACGAUGUAGUGCAACUGAAGGCCUUUGUGAAGGAAGCCGGUGUGCCGCUGGUGAUCGAGUACACGGAGAGUGUCAUGAACAUGAUCUUUGAGAAUGACGUCAAGACACACGUCCUCCUGUUCCAUGACGACAAGGGUAGUUUGGAUGCGUAUGCGCAGUGCUUUGCGGAGGUGGCGAGGAAGCAAAGAGGCGAGAUGCUGUUUGUGACUGUGGCGAUCCCGGACGAGCACUCCAGUGGGCCAGUCAAGUACUUCCAGGUGCAGCCUUCGGACAAGGUGGUUAUACGAGCGGUGACUACGGAGCCCGAAAACACGAGGUAUUAUCCCGUGACGAACGAUAUCACGUGCGACACCAUUGCCAGCUUUGUACAGGACUUUGCCGACGGCAAAAUCGAGCCGCAGAAGAAAGAGCCCAAGCCAGAUGAGGAUGAGAACGAUUAUAAAGAGGCAGAUGGCGAUGAGGAUGCCGAGUGGGAUGGUAGUGGGGUCAAGGUGUUGACCAAGGAUACCUUCCAUGCGUUUGUGAAGGAUCCGAGCAGGGAUGUAUUUGUGCUGAUGUAUGCGGAUUGGUGCGGGCACUGCAAAGCUAUGAAGCCGGCCUUCAAUGAGCUCGCGGCCAUGUACGAGGAUGUCGACGACGUGGUGAUUGCAAAGAUCAAUGCGGAUACCAGUCGCCCGGAAGGGGUUGCUAUCGAUGGGUUCCCUACACUUAAGUUAUACUCGAAGAAAAGCGGUGAGCCGGUGGAGUACAUGGGCCAGCGCAAGGCCAAGGACAUGGCGAAGUUCUUGGCCAGUGAGGUUCGCGCAGAGGCAAGUCCAGCAUGUGGAGAGACGGAGUCUGGUAAGAGUGCUGAAGCUGAUACGCCACUCGUGUGGGCGUUCAGGUUAGACAAUGAAGAUGCCCUGUUCGCAGGACCGACACAGAUGCACUACUUGUUAUUCCACACGGAUGAGGGUCUGAGCGAGUUAAAGGAGUGUUUUACGGAGGCGUCAAAGAAGUACCGCACAUACAUGCACUUUGUGACUGUCGAUAAGAUGUCUGAGGUUGCCGCUACGCCCAUGAAGUUCUUUGGGUUGACCCCGAAUACCAAAGCUGAUCUCCGGCUGAUUAGUUCAACGAACGCCGACACGUACGUGCCUACUGAAGAGGUAACAUGUGCGUUAUUUGCUGAGUAUGCGCAGAGUUUUGUGGAUGGCAAACUCGUGCCAAUCUCUGACGAAGAGGGGCACGGACACUCUCACGACGACCAGCAUGGGCAUUCGAAUGACGGGGAUCACGGGCACUCGCAUGACUCGCACGACGAGUUGUAAC